AAGCGCUUGGCUCAACUCAGUAACAGUGCGAUCUAUAAGCCGAGAAGGUUUGCAGAACCUUUCCCGGGUUCACAAGUAUGGGUUUGGAGGACAUCCGCAUCUUUCCAGUAUGCGGUCUGUUCUUAUGUUUGAGCUUGGUUGUCUUUACCUUGGUCUCCGUGCCUUCUUCGUUCAAAUCAAUGGAGCAGGGACGAUAUUCGGUGACUUUGGAAUGGAUGACUCAGAACAUUCGGGAUGAGGUGGUGAUUGAACCUGGCCUCAAGUUCGUUGGCUUGGGCAACUACCUCAUUGAGUUUCCUGGCACCUUCCAGGCCAUGUACUUCAUCUCGGAUGGACGAGGUGUAUCGCCAGCUCCGGUUCCAGAGUUGUUCAAGCCAGUUGUCCGCGGAGCCAUUCGAGCCCGAUCUGCUGACGGAUUGGAGAUGCAGAUUUCAGUUUCUUUCCAGUGGAGGCUCAGGCCCAAUGCAUUGGUAGACCUGUACAACAUCCUGGGCGAGACCUUGUACAAGGACGAGUUUGUGCGCUUUGCCAAAGCUGCUGUAAUUGAAUCGUGCUCAAAGUUUACCGCCGAUCAGUACUUUACUCAGCGGCAAGCAAUCACGACGAACAUGAUGCAGGCCUUGCAGGCGAACUUUGACAAGCCGGAGCUGGGAUUGAGCAUGGAAAUCGCGGGCCUCCAGUUGCGCGAGGUUGAUUUGCCGGAUGACUUUGAUGAUGAGAUUGCGAACACUCAGGAACAGAUGCAGGAGGUGGAGGUUGGAAAGGCAGAACGGCAGGAGAAAAUCAUUAUCAUGGAGGCCCAGGCUCAAGUUGCCCUGCAAAAGGUCGAGGAGCUUCUGAAGGGUGCAAAGGGGCAAGCCACACGCGUUCAAGUCCAGAAUCAGGCCACAAUCCAGCAGCUUAUGCUCUUCCAGCGGAAGCAAGCCGAGGCCAAUUCAGCUAUCCUGCAGCAGUUUGUGAACGACACGGUGCCGUUUCAAAGGCUGUUCGAGACCAUGGAGAUCAGAGCGCUUGAUGACCAUGCUGUUAGCAAGAUGACAGUAACCCUGUAAGUGGAGCACAAACUCAGGCUCCACUCUCCCAUGUGAUUUCAUGUUUUUGCCUUGCACCCAGUUGUAGUAUAAAGAGUUUUGGC
Messenger RNA from Effrenium voratum, 1135 nucleotides. The record is from the annotation of a GenBank genome assembly. NCBI's taxonomy places the organism in Eukaryota, Dinophyceae, Suessiales, Symbiodiniaceae.